Hippocampus comes (tiger tail seahorse) is the source of this 2852-nucleotide messenger RNA. Its product is annotated as potassium voltage-gated channel subfamily D member 1-like. The record is from RefSeq and is a predicted model, not a curated record. The annotation marks the transcript as partial. Lineage: Eukaryota; Metazoa; Chordata; Actinopteri; Syngnathiformes; Syngnathidae. The transcript has 2 exons.
CGCCGCGUCCGAAGGCGAGCGGCCAUGCGGCUGGCCAACUCCACCGUGUCCGUGAGCCGCGGCAGCGUGCAGGAGCUCGACACGCUGCACGGAAAGGGCCCGCCUGGCCCGCCGCAGACUCGUUCCAGCCUAAACGCUCAGAUCAACCUCAAGCUGAACUGCGGCGAGCAAGACUUCAGCGCCGCCAUCAUUAGCAUCCCCACGCCGCCUGCCAACACGCCCGAUGAGAGCCUGCCGCCCUCACCUGCCGCCAUCCCGGGCGGCAUCUUGCGCAAUACGCGCGCCACCGCCUACACCCCCGACGCCGUCAAGAUUUCCUCCUUGUAACCUCUGCCAGGGCCCGACCCGUGCGCCCCGCGUCCUCUUGCCUGGUGCCCGUGGCUGCUCACGGCCAGCAGCUGGCCAAGGACGGUGGCUAGCAGACAUAAAAAACACGCACUGCGUCCUUCCGGCUUUAUCCUCUGCUGAUGAUGAAAGUGGACAUCCAAAUAUGCAAAGUGGGAAGUCAUCGUCAAUAAUCCACUAUAGGACGCAAUGUUUGUGAGCGGCGUGUUUGACAUAAACGGAACGAGACGACGAAUGAAGCAAAAACCCCGAGGUCAGCUUUCUUCCAUCGUACAACAAGGAGCUUCUGACAAUGCUAAUGUGAUUACGUUGAAGAAAAGGAAACCAACAAAAGCACGAGAAUGAAGAAACAUGUCACGUGUAGCAAUUUGUUUAGGCUAUUUAGUUCUUAGCAGCACAGUGGCCGCCUGGCCAGUACGUCUGCGUCACAGUUUUGGGGUUUGAAUGUUGGCUGCGGCCUUCCUAUGCAGUUUGCAUCAUGUCGCUGCGCUCGCAUGCAUUUUCCCUCCCAUUUUUCUGAAAACAUGUUAGCAUGAAGACAUUUUCCAAAGGUGUGAAUAUCAAAGGGAGUGCUUGUUUGUCUGUGUCCAGACACAGACUGGGGGACCAGUCCACCGUUUGCGCCAAGCCUGCCGCUUUUAGAUGUCGCCCUCCUCCAACACACCUGAUUCAAAUGAUCAGGCUCAUGAUCAGGCUUCUGCAAAGCUGGCUAAUGAUCUGAUCAUUUGAAUCAGGUGUGUUGGAGGAGGGAAACAUCUAAAACUGCUCUCGAGGACCGGUCUUGGGCAACCUGGGUCUACAAAGUAGGUGCCCUGAAAUCGACUGGUGGUCAGGGAAAAUCAAGACAAUGGACUGGUCGCCAGUCGACAUCAGGAAACAUUAGAGUCAAACAAUGCACUGUUCGCCAGCCAAUCGCAGUCUUAUCAUUGAUAUUUUAUCAAAUUGAUUGACAUUUUUCAGAAUGUCAAUUCAUGAUCAUUCAAUUUUAAGUCACUUUUUUGUUUUUUUGGUCGCGAUGGAAGAAAACUGAAGCUAAACCCGACUGCCUGCUAGCUUAAAUAUUAGCGCUGCUUGUGCACGUGGCCACUUUGACAUUCCUCAGUUUCCUUCUCGGCCACUCGGAAGCGAUACGUUUGUGAGCGUUUGACCAAGCACAAAUUGUAACAUAUUUUGUAUCAUAGACGUUUACCUGCACCUGUCAAUCAAUUUUGCGCCCCAAAAAUGGAAGGAAAAAAAGGUGUGGACAUUGCAACCCGGUCUGUGCAUGAGCCUCGUAAGACUUCAAAUUUAGCCAGCGUAUUCCAAAAAAGAAACAUACAUUGAGGCAGAAACGGUCCUUUCUUAUUUUGCAUGACGACUUUCUUAUGAUUUUUGUUUUCAUUCAACCACCGAGAUGUGGCAUCAUUCAGGAAAGCUCCUGGCCCGGAAUGCGGAGAGACGUCACUACUAUGCAUGGAUACCGUUGUAGGUAUUUGAUCUCAACGCACUCUUUGUUCACUGGACUUCUUCUGACAGGCACACCAAUAAAAGGUGAACCGUGCUAGUGUUAGUGCCAUCGAUGCUAAUUUCAGAAUACUGUAGCAUCAACGUGAUGACACAAACAACCUUUCUGUCAUCUCACUACAUUCUGUGCAAUGAUGCCUCUCACGAUAAGUAGCAGGACCAUCUAAAAUGGCCGCAGCUACAAUGGCUAACGUUAGUGGUUAUUGAUGUUCUUUUUGCACCCACACCAUGCCAAUAAUGGGCUAACAUCAGAAUUAUAUUUAUUGGCCAAGUACUUUGUGUGUAAAACACACAAGUAAUAUGUCUCCUGUAGUACGAGCUACACUAGGAUUGCUCUAAGAAGCAACUACGACCAACAGAGGCAUGACAUAGAAGUAUGGACAGUCUUUCUGUUAUGUCACAGUACCAUUGUGCGGUGGUGCCACCCAAUGACAGCUGUGCAACAAUGCGGAGGGUCAACAUGACUGCGAGUUUGCAUCGGGCUUUGCUAAUGCUAAUUUGCGGAAAGAACUGCACGUCAUUCGCCAUGUUUGCGGACCAUCCAAGAUGUCUGCGUCAAUAACGGCUAACAUAAAUGCAGAUUUGCCCCUCACACAGUAACUAGGCAAAGCAUCCCAGGUGGACAUGACGACACAUCUGCAUCUGUUUUCGCUUAUGUUUGUGUCUCACUCAGGAAGAAGCUUGAGAGUCCCAGAUGUCCACGAUAACAAAGGCUAACCUUUGCGCACAUUUGCUUCAGUCUUUGAUCAUGCUAAUUGACCAACAACAGCUAAGAUUAGUGACUAAUUCCCGAUAAUCUUUGUGCCUACACGGGAAGUACUCGGGGGUCCAGGAUAUCCAUGCCAACAACUGCGAGCUAUCAAAUUCUAAUUUGAGCUAACAUUAGCGUAACCAUUUUGACAAAAGUGGAGGGUGAGGGAGUUCAGUGAACAAAUUAAUCAUGAAUAAAUGAACUAUGAUUAAAGCACAGACAUGUAUAUUCAUGACACCAAUAAAUGACAUGA